UCAUGUGCAUUCAAAAACAAACUCAAUUAACCCCUACAUUCAUGUGCAUUGGGAGCUUAACCUUCAUUCAUACUACAUAUAUAUCUCAAUACUUUUUAGCACUUCAUUUUCUCUUGAAAUUUCCCUCACUCUCUCUCCCUCUCUUUCUUACACACACAAACACACAAAAAGUAAGGGAGAAAAAGGGAAUUUUGAUGAGGCAGAUGCAGGUAGAAGGUAGUGUCAAUGGAGAGUGUGUGGAAGCCUAAUGUUGAGAUAUCCCCAAAUUGCCCUCGGUGUGGUUCCUCCAACACAAAGUUUUGCUACUACAACAACUACAGCUUAACUCAACCAAGGUACUUUUGCAAGGGCUGUAGAAGGUACUGGACAAAAGGUGGGUCCCUCCGGAACGUUCCGGUCGGCGGCGGCUGCCGGAAGAAUAGAAGAGGUAAUAAAACCCUAAGACAAUCCCUUGAAGGCCUUAAUUUCAAGAAUUCAUCAUCAUCACCAUCACAUGAUCAUACCUCAAAUAACCCUAACCCUAACCCUAUUAUUGGCCAUCAUCAUUCUAAUAGAUCCUCAUCACCAGUGAUAGCUGAUGGACCAAACAUUGACCUUGCCCUAGUUUAUGCAAAUUUCCUCAAUCAAAAGCCAAAUUCAGGAGAUGGGGUGGUUGAGAACAAUAACAAUAAUCAAGAUCAUCAUCAUCAUCAAUUAUUGCAACCAGUUUUUGAUGAUCCUUCUCUAGAAGAUGGUCCAAGUAGUACUAAUUUUCCUCCUCAUCAAGAGUUUGGUCUUAAUGGAUGUAUAAAUCUUCCUGAGCUACCCAAAUUUGUUGGUGAGGGAAAUAACCAUCAAAUGUACUUAAAAGAGUUCAACUCUUCUAUGGAGAUUCAUCAUCAAAGGGAUAAUAAUAAUAAUAACAAUGAUGGACCAAUUGAGCAUUGUAGUAUCAAUACUUUUGAGUUGCCACCAUUACCGGGUGAUGAAGAAGCCUCACAUCAUCAUCAUCAUCAUCAACAUUUGAUGUGGUCAAAUGAUAACAAUCCUGAGAUGAUAAUGGUGAACCAUGAUGCCUUUCAUGAUCAAGUAGCCACACAUCAUCAUCAUCAUCCACCACUUUUUGGGAGUGAAGCUCAUCAUGAUGCUGACUUGUUAAUUGGUAAUUGGAGCCCCUUUGAUUUGCCAUCAUCAAAUGAUGCUUCUUCAUUUUCUAGGCAUCGGUGAUGAUAGGAAAAAAAAUUAAAAGUAUGAUUAUUUCUUCAUUGUUGCCUUUGUUUAAUUUUCUUUGUCAUUUAUAUGUAGUUAUGUAUAGAGAAUGGAUUAUUACUAUUACUAA
This is a messenger RNA of Arachis ipaensis, 1318 nucleotides long. RefSeq names its product Dof-type zinc finger DNA-binding family protein. Lineage: Eukaryota; Viridiplantae; Streptophyta; Magnoliopsida; Fabales; Fabaceae. The record is from RefSeq and is a predicted model, not a curated record. Gene Ontology annotation, biological process: regulation of DNA-templated transcription. Gene Ontology annotation, molecular function: DNA binding; DNA-binding transcription factor activity.